AUGUACAACACAGUGGACCCGACGCAGCGACACCUGUACACUCGACCAGCACACAUUAGUGAGCGUCUGUGGAACCAGGCCGAGCUGGACAACCCAGACCCGCUGAACUGCGCUCCUGUACCCAUUUUAGGCUUUGACAGCCUGUUGAAACGAAUCAAGGCACAGCAGGAACAUGCUGACAAGUACAACACGUACACGGAGGACCUACGAGAGCAACUUAAGGAGAUGGACAAGCACACACGAGCUACAGAGGAAAAGCUGGAGAAAUGUCGCCACGAACACGUGCAGCUGUUCCACGCACUUGUGCAGGUCAUGAGGGAUAUCGAGUUGCUGCAGAAUUACGGCAAACCGCUGCAGCGUGAAGAGAUGCAGCUAGCGAUGAUGUUGAAGAAGCUGCAGACAUUGCUGGACUCGCCUGGCCAGUACAAGGCACGACUAAACGACGCUGUGUCACUGCAACGCGUCCAGAAGGAGACGCAGUCUUCCCCCGUCCAGCCAGCUCAGUCCGCAGGACUUGCAGCGACUUUAUGA
This is a messenger RNA of Phytophthora infestans T30-4, 531 nucleotides long. RefSeq lists its product as uncharacterized. Gene Ontology annotation, cellular component: nuclear pore; nuclear pore central transport channel. Gene Ontology annotation, biological process: protein localization to nuclear inner membrane; nuclear pore organization; NLS-bearing protein import into nucleus. The coding region runs from base 1 to 531 and encodes 176 amino acids. The record is from RefSeq and is a predicted model, not a curated record. The transcript is spliced from 2 exons. Gene Ontology annotation, molecular function: structural constituent of nuclear pore. NCBI's taxonomy places the organism in Eukaryota, Oomycota, Peronosporomycetes, Peronosporales, Peronosporaceae.